Acanthosepion pharaonis is the source of this 711-nucleotide messenger RNA. NCBI's taxonomy places the organism in Eukaryota, Metazoa, Mollusca, Cephalopoda, Sepiida, Sepiidae. The record is from the annotation of a GenBank genome assembly.
AUGCACCGGGUGAGGAUCGAACUCACAACCUCCGCAUCCCUUACGACGUCGUCUCAUUCCGUCUAUCAGUACGGCGCGCUAACCGAUUGUGCUACCGGUGAACCCCUCGCUGUACACUUACAUUUAUCAUCAGACGCAUAUAAGCACUAUUUUGCGGUAGAAAAAAUUCGCCGGGUGAGGAUCGAACUCAGAACCUCCGCAUUACUUACGAUGUCGUCUCAUUCUGUCUAUAAGUACGGCGCGCUAACCGAUGGUGCCACCGGAGCACUCCUCGCUACACACUUACAUUUAUCAUCAGACGCAUAUAAGCACUAUUUUGGGGAAGAAAAAAUGCUCCGGGUUAGGCUCGAAAUCACAACCUCCGCAUCCCUUACGAUGUCGUCUCAUUCUGUCUAUAAGUACGGCGCGCUAACCGAUUGUGCUACAGGAUCACUUCACGCUGUACACUUACAUUUAUCAUCAGACGCAUAUAAGCACUAUUUUGGGGAAGAAAAAAUGCUCCGGGGGAGGAUCGAACUCACAACCUCCGCAUUCCUCACGACGUCGUUUCAUACUGUCUAUACGUACGGCGCGCUAAUCGAUUGUGCUACCGGAGCACUCAUAGCUGUACACUUACAUUUAUCAUCAGACGCAUAUAAGCACUAUUUUGGGGAAGAAAAAAUGCCCCGGGUGAGGAUCGAACUCGCAACCUGCGUAUUCCUUACGAUGUAG